This is a messenger RNA of Venturia canescens, 793 nucleotides long. Its product is annotated as thioredoxin, mitochondrial. The record is from RefSeq and is a predicted model, not a curated record. The coding region runs from base 202 to 615 and encodes 137 amino acids. Gene Ontology annotation, molecular function: protein-disulfide reductase activity. The transcript has 2 exons. NCBI's taxonomy places the organism in Eukaryota, Metazoa, Arthropoda, Insecta, Hymenoptera, Ichneumonidae. Gene Ontology annotation, cellular component: cytoplasm.
AUCAGCUGUCCGCUCCCCACCCACGUGAAAUUGAACGCAGUAUUACAGCACAAAGUGAGGUUAGGUCGACAAUUACAACAAUUGCGGCGCAAAAGUGAACUGGUUAUUUAGUAAUUACACUUCAGUAGUACGACGAACGAAUUCAUCAUUCGGUCUAUUAAAUUUUAUCGUGGGAGUAUUAAAUAGGAAAAAAAUUGAAGAAUGAUGCGUAUCGGUGUUCAAGCUGUCCGGAACGUUCUCGGAGCGAGAACGUUCGCAAGUGCUCCUGCGGAGGCUGCUACUGUUUCGUUAGGGUUUAAGGUCCAGGAUAAUAAGGAUUUUAAUGAUCGAGUCAAGAACUCGAAGGUUCCAGUAAUCGUUGACUUUUUUGCGACCUGGUGCAAUCCUUGCCGCAUGUUAACACCGCGUCUGGAAUCUGUCAUUGCGGAGAAGCAAGGAAAAAUAAUAUUAGCCAAAGUAGACAUUGAUGAAAAUACUGAUCUUGCUCUGGAUUAUGAAGUUGGCUCAGUUCCUGUUUUGAUUGCCAUGAAAGAUGGCAAGGUUCUUGAGAGAAUAGUCGGACUUCAGGAUAUGGAUAAAUUGCGUCAGUUUGUUGACAAAUAUGCAGAAGCUUGAAAAAAAAGCAGUCGAAAAAAAUUCGUUGUAAUGUAGCAAAACGAGCUUUAGAUGAACUUUCUUUUUUUUUUCUAGAUAUUUAAGUAUCCGCAAAAUUCAGUGUUUCACCACAAACAAUAUAUUGAUCGAUAUUUGCGAUAUAGUCGUUAAUAAAUAUUGUAUUUUGUAACAUCUUUAA